This is a messenger RNA of Striga asiatica, 378 nucleotides long. Lineage: Eukaryota; Viridiplantae; Streptophyta; Magnoliopsida; Lamiales; Orobanchaceae. The record is from the annotation of a GenBank genome assembly.
GGGGCGGCGCCCACUUUCCUUUACACUUUCAUACCAACAUCUUCGGGCUCUGACCUCCGGCCAUCCGACGAACCGAGCGCCGGCGACCAAGGAACCGAGCAGCAGACUCCCGUCCAAUCUCAGAGCGGGCCUUUAUCGGGGCUGAAGCCAAUUCCCCGGCGAUCUGAGAGUGGCGAGGUGGAAUCUACGGAUACCACUCUGUACAGAGGGAGAUUGAAUCCCUGGAACGUCAAGUCUCCGUCAAAAUGUUAUACAUCCAGUGAGUAUAGGGAACUGAGUAAGAAGGUGGAAAUUCUUGAAGGGAGACUGAAGUUGUCGAGGCAGAGAGAAAGCCGUACGGCAAAGUUAUUAGAUGCUAUUGACAAGCAGAAGAGGCAG